Rhopilema esculentum is the source of this 4693-nucleotide messenger RNA. Its product is annotated as cartilage oligomeric matrix protein. Gene Ontology annotation, molecular function: calcium ion binding. Gene Ontology annotation, cellular component: extracellular region. Lineage: Eukaryota; Metazoa; Cnidaria; Scyphozoa; Rhizostomeae; Rhizostomatidae. The record is from RefSeq and is a predicted model, not a curated record. Gene Ontology annotation, biological process: cell adhesion.
UUCAUAAAAAAUUCAAAGAGGUUAGUGGUGCUGGUUUACGGUUAAUAUAAUCCCCCAUCGCCAUUUAGUUGUGACAGCUAACGCUUUUCCAAAAUGGUUAUUACAUACAAGGUCUUUUUUUCUCAUUUUGAUCCAAGAUACCAGUCAUCUAUAACCAAUGAAUAUUAGGACUUAAAUUACUUUAUUGAGUCAUUUUGGAAUUAUAACUUGGAUUGGGGGAUAUUAAGGACUACCUGAUGGUUCACAUCGUCAAAUUUUCUAUGCAAGAAACAUUUAAAACUUUUUAGCCAUUGAAUUCCUAUACCCCUACCCUUUGCCCCAGAUACCCAAAGCAAAAUGAAAUAAAAUAGUUUUGUUGAGACAAGUUUUGUACCACCCGUUGUGCCAUUUUGUCUCUUUUCGCAAAAAAUUAGCCACUUGCUUGCGAUACAACAGCGAUUAGCAAUGCAGUCUUAUCUCUUUUAUGGUUACUGAGUCAAUACAAGGAGGCUUAAAAUUUUGAUGAAAGGAAAUACAGAUAAGGUUAUAUGUCGUUAAAUUAUUGGCUGUUUACCGUGAAGUGCAUUAGUCUUUACAUAUUCCGAGACUGAUUUAUAUCGGCAAUUCAGCGUUCGUAUGAAUAUUAAAAUUCCUUUUUGACCACCCUUUGUUCCAAUAUUAUCGGAGAUUAUGGGUUACAUUGUAUGAAACCUUUCUUUCUUCAGAUACAAAAAGGUUGAGGUUGGGGGUACAACUGGAUCAAUACUGCCUUUGACAAGCAACUAGUUUCAACUAGAACUCGCUUGGGAAGCAGGCAGAAGGCUGUUGAGGUCUUGUGUAGUCCCCAGCAGUGAGAUUCAAUAAGUCGGAAGGCCUCCUAGCAGAGAAAUAGGUACUCAUUCCAUAAAGCUUCUGCAAUAAAGUAGGCUGUUGCAUUUCAGGUUGGUUUUUCCCUCUACCCGGCAUGGCUGCUCCAUUCAUUACAAUCAUAUUCAUGUCGAUGCUGGCUCUGACCAAAGGAUAUGAAAUCGACCUGCUAUCUGCAUUUGAAGUUGACGAAAACAUUGUUGGCAUAGAUCCAUUGAAUGGGCGAUAUAGAGCCUACCAGUUUUACAUGUACAGUAAGGAAAUCAAAUCAACGCAGUAUAUCGGUUAUGAGAUCCUAGAAAACAUGCUUACCUGGUCAGAAUUUAUCAUCGUUGCUAAUGUGCGCCUCGAUAAAAAUGGCCCAGGAACUGUAUUUGCCAUAGAAACACCAAAAGGUAGACCAAAAUUUGUUUUAUUUAUGGAUUCUCCUGCACAGAAAGUUGGUAUUCGCUCCCACCUGCAAAGGAGUGGGAAAAAGACAUUGACGUUUAAAAAGGUACCCUUCAAACAACAGCAAUGGCAUCGUGUGGUAUUACAUAUGAGGGUUUUGAAUGAAACUAAACCGGUGGUAGAUUUGUAUGUUGACUGUAAAUUUGUUGAACGCAAGAAUUUUCCCAUAUCUAUCAGAGAGGCUUUGAAUGAAGAUAAGGCUCGAGUUGAAUUGCGGCUUGGACAGAUAAAGAACCACGGAAAAGAUAUCAUGAAAUUUGUGGGGGCUAUGCAGGAUGUCAAAUUGGUUUUCAACAGGAACGUUGAUUGGUACACUAGUGCAAGACGUUGUCUUAAUUUGGAAGUGACGCAAACUACCAACAAUAUUCGAGCACAUGCAGACCCAAGUCUUGGAGUUUUGAACGAGAUGAAGGACAUCACUAAAAUGAUAAAGAAUCUUCAAAAUAAAAUGGCCGACCAGGUACGAGAGUCAAGCUACUUGCGCAAAUGGCUAACUAAAUGUGGAAAAUGCAGACUAGAAGGGCCAGCUACUGUGGACACAAAUGAAACUAAAAUAUGCGCAGAAAAUCCAAAUCCGUGCCAUGAAAACGGCUUCUGUACUGAUUUGCCUGGCAGGGAAUUCAGAUGUCAGUGCAAUACGGGUUAUGCUGGCAACGGAAUAUAUUGUGGGAUAGACGAGGAUCUCGAUGGGUAUCCGGAUGAAAAGCAACCCUGCUCUGAAAGAAACUGCAAAAAGGACAAUUGCCCGAUGUUUCCAAACAGUGGACAAGAGGACUAUGAUGGCGAUGGCAUUGGAGACUCGUGUGAUUAUGAUGAUGACAACGAUGGUGUUUCUGAUCGCCAGGACAACUGCAGACUUAGAGCGAACCCGAUGCAAAAAGAUAGUGAUAAAGAUGGCCAUGGUGAUAAAUGUGACAAUUGUCCUUAUACCUCAAAUGCGGAUCAAAUUGACAGUAAUAGUGAUGGCCUUGGAGAUGCAUGCUCAAAGGACAGUGAUGCUGACGGAAUACGUGAUCGUUUAGAUAAUUGUAUGACGACUUAUAACCCUCUUCAAUAUGAUAGAGAUGGGGACAGCGUUGGAGACAAAUGUGACAAUUGUCCUCGAAAAUACAACCCUACUCAGGAUGAUUCGGAUGGUGAUGGAAUAGGCGACGAAUGUGAUACUGGAAAUGAUAUCGAUCGAGAUGGUGUUCAAGAUGAUCUUGAUAACUGCCCAUACGUGCCGAACAGUCAGCAACUGGAUACAGAUGGUGAUGGUAAAGGUAACAAAUGUGAUGACGAUGAUGACAAUGAUGGUAUUGACGACACACGUGAUAACUGCAGGCUUAUACCAAACCCUGACCAAUCGGAUCUUGCAGGCACUGGACAAGGUGAUAUUUGCAAAAAUGACUACGAUAAGGACAAUGUGACUGACCUUAGAGAUGCCUGCCCGGAAAACAACAACAUCUAUUCAACGAACUUCACCAAGUAUCAAACAAUCCGACUUGAUCCUGAAGGAACAUCGCAAGUUGAUCCUCACUGGAUGAUUCUUGACAACGGUGCUGAAAUAAGACAGUCAAGAAACAGUGACCCUGGAAUCGCCGUUGGCUAUACAAAGUUUGAAGGGGUAGAUUUCGAGGGUACAUUCUUUGUUCAUGAUGACAAGGACGAUGACUACGUUGGCUUUGUGUUCAGUUUGCAAGAUAGUAGCUCGUUUUAUGCUGUUAUUUGGAAGAAAACUAGACAGACAUACUGGGUGCCUGAUCCUUUUACUGCAGUUGGAGACGCAGGAAUUACAAUCAAGGCUGUCAAAUCUUCAACGGGACCUGGAAAAUAUAUGAGAAAUGCUCUGUGGAGUUCCAAAAGUACCCGUGGCCAGGUAACGACACUAUGGGAAGAUCCAAGGAAGGAAGGAUGGAAACCAAAGACUGCUUAUAGAUGGUCACUUAUUCACAGGCCAUCAAUUGGACUAAUAAGAGUGAAGAUAUCAGAAGGCUCGAGAUUGGUCAGCGACUCAGGCUACUUGCUUGAUCAGCAGUUUAGAGGCGGAAGAUUGGGCGUGUUUAUCUUCUCUCAAAAGCACGUUGUCUUUUCGAAGCUUUCAUAUAAAUGCAUUGAUGAUAUACCAUCUGACUACAAUCCAGAACUUCCAAAGUGAAAGCAUAAAGUCGACGAUGGUGAAUUGGCUUCCUUGGGAUUUUGAUUUCAUGUAGAUAUGCUAUUACCAGCUGCAAGAACUUUCAAGAGAUGCAUUGUAUUCUCCAAGUUUAAAAAGGACUGAAUUUGUAUUGAACGAGUUUUUCUGUAAGUAUCGUAUGUAUCGCUAAUAAAAGGAAAUAAAUUGUAAAAAUGCUAUUUUUAGAGAAACGAUUUUUACUCAGUGUCGCGUUCUACUUAGAAAUACUGUAUUCGUUUCAUAACAGCACUGACUAUGAAGAGGAUCUUUUAGUUAAUUUACUCAAAGCAAGAUUUCGAUGUCACAACACUGAUUUAGCUGCUAUAGUUUGUUUGAAAAUUUCACCAGCAUCGUUCUUGUCAAGCUAUUUAGAUCAAUGAGCCUUCAAUAGAUCUAACACGAAAAGUAAUAUGACUGGAUUAAUUCAAUGACUAGUCUGUUACACCUUUAAAUUAACAUUUAGAUCUUUACCUUUUAUCAAUUCAGAAGCAUAGAAUAGAAUAGCUUGUUUGCAAAGAUGCUAUCACUUGUUGACUCAACCUUGAUAGCAAAAUAGUUGAGACUGUUUGCAUCAAACAACCUUGUAGUCAAGCGGGCCAUCAUUUUUUAAUAUCCAAGGAUUUGACGAAAGAGCUAGACUCUCUUACUUACUUAGACUUGGCUUUCGGGUAGUUAUUCGCAAGGAUGAUAACAAUCUCUUUUGGGUAAUUAGGCCUACAGUUAUUUAAUGGUCAUUGAUUUUAAUUUCCUAUAAACUUUGUAUUCAAAACAUUUUCACCAGAAAGUACGAUAUAAAGCUUUCUUGCAGCGCAGUUAACUUAUUAUGUUGCAGCCAGAGACUCAAAAGCUUUAUUUUUAAAUCGUUGUCAUUAAAAUCGAACUCUUCGUUGGAGAUUUUUUUUCAAAGGAAUUGGUAAUUGCUUAACGUGAUUUGAUAAAUAAACUCUUUGAUAUUGAAAGUUGUCUGUCAUUUUUUAAAUCCAUGUUUGUCAAACAAGGAACUGCGUUUAAAGGGUGAUAAUAGAUUUGAAACCAAAAUUAGUUUCGUAUUUUUCAAAUUAAAUUUAAGGUCGUGAUCGUUAAAAUAGAAUCUGACUCAUUAUGCCGUCAUGAAGUCUUUGAACUUUUAUUGAAGUGUCAGAAUCACUAUCCAUAACAACGCUUUUCAUUUUACCGGAUGGUCUAACCAUGACAUGUUCUCGUGUCGCUAAUGGAAAGACUUCUCCCUUAGAGAGUUUUUUG